Molecule: messenger RNA, 8040 nt
Organism: Thrips palmi
Lineage: Eukaryota; Metazoa; Arthropoda; Insecta; Thysanoptera; Thripidae
Product: major antigen-like
Exons: 39
Coding region: 205-7665 (2486 amino acids)
Source: RefSeq, a predicted model, not a curated record
UCUUCGAUACUCUCGAACUCGAGUCGAAGGACUCGAAGCUCCGGGCACGGUGUUUGAAAUUUGAAACGCCAAAGUGACAGCUGAGGAGAAAGACACAGAGUCUGUUCGUGCUUUCUCUUUUGGGAACAUGAAGGAAGGAAUGAGGAAAAUCAAUCGUGGAUAGUCGUUCGUGAAUCUGCUGGCAAGGAGUAACCCGCCUUCACCAUGUCAGGGGAUGGUGGCUGCUGCAAGUUGAAAGGCGUGGAGCAACGUUACCACAGUUUACGAGCACAGCUGGAUGAACUUGGGUUCCGCCAGCCUCUUGCUAUAGAAUGCCUGCCUUUAGUCGAAGCCCUCUUUGGAGACCUACUGCAAACCACAUCAAGCCUUGACCACUAUAAAAAGAAAGCUCAUGAAUUGGAUGAGCAAGUUCGUGUUCUGAACCGUGGGGUGCAACCAUUUCGAAACGACAAUGAACGCCUUGUUCGACAAAUCACAGAACUAAACCAACAGGUCACACAUAUCAGAGAAGAGGCCAAUAAUUCUGUUCUCGAUGCCAAAGCACGCUGUCGGAAAUUGGAGCAAGAAAAUGGAGAUCUUCAGUUUUUAGUUAGUCAGCAUUUAGCUCGCAUUCGUUCACUAGAGGUAGAGUCUGCUGAGAAGACCAAAAAGCUACUGCAACUUCAAAGUGCCCCAAGUGUGUCCUUAGGGAAAAAGAAGAUUGCACAAACCAAAGUAGAAAUACUUUCAUCAGUUGGCCCAACCAAGAAGCAACCCCCUGGUCGGCCAUGGCUCGAUGUCUUUAGUGGAGCUCUUACUCAAACUGAAGAUCCCUUUGUUGUCAACAUGGUGGAUAGAUCACAGGCUGAACUUCGAGCAUGUCGGUAUGAAAUGAAACUGUUACGAGAAGAAAGCGAAAAGCUCAAUGAGACCAUAUCUUCUCUGAAGCAACAGGUUCGGGACCGUGAUCUUGACAUAGCCAAACUUCACACUCAGCUAGAUAGUUGUAAAAGCCAUGCAUCUGCAAGGGAUCCUGAAGUUAUGCGAGAUGAUUACACUAUUGCAAAUCUAAGAGCAGCUAUUGGCUCAUUGGAAGACUCAAACCAGAGUUUGCGGUCACAACUUCAAGAUGCUUUAAGAAAACAGCAUGAAGCUAUGAUGAGGGCUGUGCGGCUAGCUGAACGUAAUCAAGUUCUUCAGGCUGAAAUAAGAAAUGUAGACAACGUUGCAAUGCGGGUGGAAGAUUCUUGUAACUAUACUGUCAAGGAAACUGCGCAGAGAAUUAUUGACUUACAAGAACAACUUACACAGUCUCAGAAGAUGGUAGCUGAGCUUGAACGAAGUGGAGUAGAAGCACGAUGCAACGUCCAAAAUCUCUUGAUGGACUUAGAAAAAUUAAGACUAGAAAAUAAGCAGCUCUUAGAAACACAAAGGCUAAGUAAUGCUCAAUCUCAUCUGCAGGCAGACAGAGUUGAGCUUUCACGAUAUCAGCAUGUUGAAGCAGAGUUAACCAAGGAAAUAGAAAAUCUGGUUGCUGCUGUGACCUAUCAGAAACAGAAAAUAGCAGACCUUGAGGAGAAAGUGGCCACAUCCAUGUCAGGUCCUUCACACAGCCGACCAAAUGGGGACAUUCGUUCUGACAAGGGCACUGGUAGUGGUACAUCAAAAGGAUCUACAAGUUCUGGAUCUGGACGUUCAAACCAAACCACAGGGUACUUAAAGAAUCAAACGUUUUUGAACACACCAAAGUCUUCUAGCUUUGCAUCUUCAAGAUUUAGUAGCACCAAGAGGAACAGCUGUACUUCACCCACCCUUGUAGUAUCUUCAUCAGUCUUGAACUCAGAUGAGACAGGUCAUAUUUUACCAAAGGAAAAGGGGGUAAUGUUCUCCUACAGCAGUGCAAGCAGCACUCGUUCUGGAACUGAUGUCACUAGAGAUUCAGAAUGUGCAUCAAAACGACCCAUUUUUAUUGAUGUAGAGAAAAAGGGGUUGGUUUCAAAAAAGCCAGGCGCCACAAGUGGACCGAGCAAGAAUUCCACUGGGGACAACGCCAAGGUGCGUCCAACCAACCGUAGUGCUGCAAUUCAAACAGAUGUGAAGAGAAUUGAUUCAAAAGAAACUCAGGUUAAUCUUCCACGUGAGACUUACCAUGAACCUCCAGAAAGAGAGAACGCCAACAAGCCUGAGCGCAGGGGUUCACGACAAUCAGAUUAUCCUUAUAGUGAAUGCAGUGAAGGCCCCGGUAAACAUCGCAACAACCAGGAUGAUGCAAAUGUCGAGGGUAGGAGACAAGCCUAUGCCAGUGAGAAAGGAGACAAAUACAGGGAAACAGAAUACAGAAAGGAAAGAAGAAGAGAGCAUCAUAAAACAAGGAGAGAUGAAGAGGUUGAUGAAUAUAUUUCUGAAAGGUAUGCUGAAGAGGAUUCAGAAAGGUGGAACCAGGAUCAGAGAAAAGAUCAGGACAGAAGAUCAAAGGACAAUGCCAGAAGCAAGAAACAUGACGAUCCUGUAUCAGAUAGAUCUCAACCUAAUCAAAAGGUGGACCGUGGUAUUCAGAGUGAAGUCGGUCUCAGUUACCCCCACAGCCACCCUUGCAUGGAUGGGGCGGGUGAUGGGCCUUGGAAUGUGAAGACGCCUCCAGAUCUCUGUCCUAUUAUUAAAACUCUUGAAGCAGAGAGAAACUUUUUUGAAAAAGAAUACCAUCGCAUUAGAGAAUAUUUGGACAACAUGCCAGAAAAACCUGGGAGCACUGAUUUGCUGUGGAAACUAAGAGAGGCUCAUGCAGACCUUGAUGCCAUAAGAGCAGAGAACCAUAGACUGAAUCAAGAACUCAAAGACCUCUCCGCAGUAUACAGAUGUGAAGCUGCAGAUAGUCGUUCCCAUUCAGAUGUUAAUCGUGCCUUGGCUGAAAAGUACACAGAGGUCCAGCAAAGACUUAUUGCCAAAGAGAGAGAACUCCUCUCUGUGUGUGAAGAAAACCACUCAUUACUUUCUGAAAGAGAUGCUUUAAGAUUACUUGCUCAGAGGGAGACACAUGAGCGAGAACGCCUCAGUAGCGAACUUCACACUCUUGAAGUUGAGUUGGAUCUUCUUCGUGUGAAGAAGUCUGCGGAUGUUGAGAAAGACAGACUUCUAGAAGAGAACCGUUCUCUGAGAGUUGAAAUUGAUAUUCUACGUGGACAGAAAGGAUCAGACUCAACCCUUGAACGUGAAAGAGAAAGAGAGAAGGAGAGACUUCAAGAAGAAAACAAACGCCUUCGAGAAACUAUUGACACUCUGAAAACUUCUACAAUGUUUAGCUCAUCAGAGAAAAUGUGUUAUGAUAAACCUCCCCAAUCUGUCAUGUCUGUUGUUGAUGCCCUUCACGAUGCUCAAAAGCGAGUAUGGACCCUUGAAGCUGAUGGGAGAGAUGCUUCGCGCACAUUUGAUAAAGAAAUCCUUGACUUGCGGUCUCAACUUGCCAAUCGCACCAAGCAACUGGAUGCUGCCACACUCCAGUCAGAGGCAGCACGAACUCGUCUUGCUGAACUCCAGAACUCAUUGGGUCAAGCUAAUGCAAAUCAUAUGAAAAUGAAAGUUCUACUUGAAGAAACACAAAGAAAUUUAGAACAAACCCAAAAUGACUUGGGCAGACUGCAGAUGGACGCUGUAAACCAGCAAGAACACAUCCAAAAGCUGGAAUUCGACAGAGUUGCAUUGGAGAAGGAGGCCAACGCUUUACGCUCUGAGGUUCAAAGGUUGCACUCUUCCAUCAAUGAGCUGGAAAACGAAAAGGACGAACUCAUUCGAACAGCUGAUGAACGAGCAGAGCAAGUCCAAAUGUUGAGUGACGACAUACGUGAGCGGGAUAGCAGGAUCAAGCAGUUGGAGAAGGCCAUCAACGACCUACACUUUGCUGCCGAGCGCGACCAGAAGGUGCGGGCCGAGCUGGAGGAGUCGCUGCGCGCCAUGACGAGGGACUACGACGAGGCGGAGAACGCGAGGCGCAACCUGGCCGCGGCCAGCGAGGGCGCCGCCCGCGAGAACAAGCGUCUCCAGGAAGAGCUAGCCGCUAUGACGGCCUCUUUGCGAGCGACCACUGACAGCUACGAGGAGUCCUGUCGCGAAGUGGAAAACAUGAAGCGCCAACUGCAGAUCUACGUGUUGGAAGUGGAGCGCUUUGAGCAGCUGUUGGGAGAGAAGGAAGCAGAGAGGAGUGACAUGCUUGAGACUUUCCGCAAUUUGAGUGAUGAGGCUUCCAAAUUAGACACUCACAAUAUGACUCUAGAGACGGAGUACAACAGCAUGCGUGGCUCUCUGGACCAAUACCGAGAGCAAGUGCACUCUUUGAAUCACCAGCUCGCAGAAAAAGAUGAAAUUGUUGGGAGCUAUGAGAAACAGAUCGAGCAGCUCUCUGGGUCCAUUGCUCACUUAGAGAGGCAGGUGGAAGAGUCCCGCUUGGCAAGAGAGUCGACUGAGAGGGAUCUUCAGUCAGCCCAUGGGUUGGCUCGGCAGCUGGAAUCUCAGAAAGAAGCCCUUCAAGAUAUGUUGGACAACGUACAGCAACAAAAAGAAUAUGCAGAGCGCCAGACUCAAGAUUUGACUGAGCAGCAUGCUUUACUGGAACGACAACAGCAAGAGCUUCGAGCUACUAUACAGUCUAUGGAAAAUCUUCUCGCUGAAAGCAGAAGCCAAGCUUCUGCACAAGCUGCAAGAGCAGCUGAACUUGAGCAGGACAACCGAACGAUGACAUCUCAACUUGAGGCUCUGCAACAUACUGUCGACCAACUCACAUCUCGGGCAAACAAAGCUGAAGAACUUUUAGAAAGGAAUCGAGAGAAUGUUGUGGAAUAUGAAAGAAGAUUACAACAAAGUAUGUCACAAAUGGAGAAGCAAACUCAACAACAAUCUUCCCUAACAGCAAAUGCCAGUGAAAGGGAGCACGAAGUUCGACAAAUGAGAGCUGACAAUGAGCGUUUAGCGCAAACCCUUGAUGAUGCCAGAACUGAAGUUGAGAGGUGCAGAGACACCAUUGAAAAUUUGAAGGAGCGCAUUGCUGGUCUCGAAGAAUCAGAACGCUCUAGCCGAAGACAUGUUGCCGAUGCCAGGAGAGAAGCAGCUGAAAAUAUUCGCUACUCAGAAGAAAAUAGAAGCUCCUGCUCAUGUGGGCCUCCUGACAUGAGGAGGAAUGGCGUCAGUACGUGUUGCUGUGGACCUCCAACAGUGGAACAGAGCAAGAAGGUGACCAGCAGUGUAGCGUGUUCAUGCGAACCUCCACCCUCUGAGCCCAGAAACAGGAAUGUGGGCACCGAGCACUGUCCGUGCGGCCCGCCCCCUGCCGAACACAACAAGAAAAUUCAGGUUUCCCCACACUCAAAUCGGCCACAUGCCAGUCGCCGAACAUCCUCACAGAGGGAGGCACAUUCCUCUGCCAGAGGGGCUCAGUGGUAUGGAGGCGAUGUUCCUGAGCAGGCUGGUGAUAUAACAGCGCACAUCAGAAAUACUCGAUUUGAUGCUCAUGACCCCAGUGUAAGAUCAGCAGACUUGGGCUGGGUGCGGCCUAUGACACCAAAUCAAGCCAACUGUGGCCUUGAGCUGAAAAUGGAAGUCCCUCGACCAGCAUGCCAAGCUACAGAAAGCGAAAUGAGAGAGCGCACCCAAAUAUUCGGUUUACUUGAGAUUGAUAUGGCAUCCAAGAUGGCCAAAGGCGGCAUCCUCAUGCACAAUCAAGCCGGAAUGAGAAAUGGACAUUCUCCUAAAGUGCCUUCAACAGAAAGUGAAUUUGAGGGGAAAAAUAAAAACCCAUGCUUAAGAAUUAGUUCUAUAGCCAUUCCUAGGCUGCAUGCCAGCCCAGAAGAUGCACCAAAAUCAGCUUCUCUCUCAACAAGUGUUUCUUCAAAUGUUAGUCGAAGCACUACUCCUGGCCCGAACCCUCUCAUUCAAUUUCCCAGCAGUUGCCCUACAAGUCUUCUAUCCGGUUCAGCUAUUCACCUUGAAACACCUAGUACCGUCUCUCCAUCCAUGUUGUCAUCAAUAAGUACCAAAGAAGACGAUAUGACUGAAUCGUCUUUUUCCUCUAAGCUAUGGAAAACAAGUCUUCAUUCCGAUGCUCAUCCUACUUUAAAAAGAAAAUUCCCAGAAGAUCAACUAAAAGAAAAUAUGUCAAACUAUUCGACAGCACAUUCCUCAAUUGUUGACAGUAAAGAAGAUAGAUCAACUUAUUCCAGGCACCAAACUUCCUUUGGAAGUAAUGCUAGAUCCUCUGAACCUGCAUCAAGCUUCACAAGACACUCAUUUCUGAAUUCAAGUCAAGAUCACGAUAACAGUUUACCAACUGACAAGGAAGAAUCUCUUAUGUCUGCUGGAUAUGAGCAAAACUCGCAUGUUGAGUCCCAAAAUGAAAAACCUCAUUUAGUCCAGCCUGCUGACAGGAUGUGUCAAAAUUCUCAGGGUCAACGUUCGCCAACAGAUACUGUACAUAUGAAUAAUAUGAGAGGGCUGCCUGUGGGUGACUCAGAAAAAACACGGCAAUUUCGAUUUCAAGUUGGAGUGACAAACUCACAUGUGCAGGCAACUUUGCAAACCAUGUAUAGUUCGGAGAGAGCUGAUAUUUCUGAUAGGCUUAAUGUGCAAACACAUAAUCUGUUGGGAUCAGGCCCCUUGCUGCCCCUGUUUCAGCUUCAACAGCAAAGACAGCAAAUACAGUUGGCUCAGCAGCAGCAGCAGUUAAUGCAGCAACAAAGAUUGAUGCAGCAACAACAGGAGCUUCAGGAACAACAGGUCUUAGAACAAGAAUGUCUUUUACAACAACAGUUAGCACAACAACAGAAACUUUUGCAAAAGCAGCAGCAAGAACAACACAAACUCCUGCAAAAAGAAUUGCAGCAUUUGCAGUCAUGUAUUGAGCAGUCCCUAAUUAUUGGAGAACCUAAUAUGCCAUGUCUGGGGACCAACUCGGGAUUGGAUCAUAAUCAGGUUUCAAACCUUCCGUUAUCUGCUCUGGGUGGUGGGGAUAAAAGUGUAUCUGUUGCCCAAAUGGAAAUUGCUUUGAACAAUGGCCAUGGUAGACCAGAAAUUUCUCCUGAAGAGUCCUCUUUCACAUCUCACAUUAAGAAUGAGGUGGGUGACAGGCCUACUUCCUGCAAGAAAAGUUGUAAUACUGGUAACAAGAACACAAGUUCAGAUGCUUGCAGCAAUCAAUCAAAAACCCCAGGCCCAAACCCUAGACCAGAGGGAAAAGAAAAUAUAAAAACAGACAGUGCUGUAAUACAAAAUGAAACGGGCCAGGAUACAAAAUUUUGUGGAGUGCGUCAAAAGAAUAGUCACCUUAACUCCAAAAGCAUGUGUUUAUCGGCUACCUCUACAACCAUGUCAACCAAGAGUUCUGUCAGUCAUAGAGACUCUCAUAAAUCACAUGAUCUCAAAGAAUGCUGCUUUGUCACAAUUCCUACAAGUCUACAUGUGUGUUUUCAACCAGGCAAAAAAUCAAGUAAUGUUUUACCUGCAAUCCCAAAAUUUCAGAAACCAAAGUGCUGUAAAAUCAAAUCUGCAAGAAGUGCUUCAAAAGGAACUUCUUUGGACUCAGGGAAUUUCAGUGGCAGUGAUGAAAUCUCUUAUGACUGUAAUGUAAAUGGUAAGGUGCCGCUAAAACAUCAACGGCACACUUCCUUCUUUGAAAAUCUAGCAGCUCGAAAGUUGGAUCCAUAAUACAAGUCAUAGAGCAUUUCAGUAAAUUUUAAUUGAACCAUUGAACAAUGACAGAGCAAAGCCAGUCCUUUCCAAUUUUAUUUCUUUCUUAAACCCAAAGUGUUCCUACACAAAAAUGUGGUUCUGUUUGCUGAGGUAUAGGAGCAACCCUAGCAGUUCAAAUCAUAGUCUUUGUUGUAGGAACAUAUUCUAAGAUUAACUAUCAAUUCAUGGAUUACCUAGCAGUAAAUUUCUUGAUGUGCAGAGUGGCAGAUGCGGCAUUUCCUCAAGAUAUUGAAUGUACCUAUACUCCUUCUGGUCAACAUAUUGAAUCAUGCACUGCAAAGUAUGUUUUUGGCAAUACUUACUCUCCUGGUCCCUCUGCCGCUGCACCAU